AUGAACAAGUUAAUAUCUUAUACGAUCUUCCUUUUAAUUAUCUUCACCAAUUUUAACUCUGCCAAUUCCCUUCCUAAUCACCUAGUUUUCCAGGACGAACCCAUCGUUACGGUUUCUUCUCCUGAUUCCUCUCCCUUGCAAACUACUACGUGUACUUAUCCCUAUCCUACACAUACCUUUUAUCCCACUGAUUCUCAAAUAAGAGCAUUAGCAUAUUUUAAUCCACCGGACACGGCCACCGGAUUGAUUUUAUUCUGGGAAACCAGUAGCGGAAUAACCAUCAUCCACGGUCAAUUUAGUAGAGGGUUUAAGAAGGACAGCGAAGAAGAUAUCAGUAUUAAAAUUUACCGUAACAAUGAAGUGAUAUUCGAUCUUAAGCCUCAAGGUGAAAGCUUAGCUAAUCUUUUUAAGAUUCGACCAAAUGGAUCGACGGAUUCUUUCGUAUUGGUUGUCCCAAAAAGAUUGAUUAGAGAAGAACCCAAGAUCAUCGGAGCGUAUGUAGUUAUUGAGAGAAAGGAUGAUUUGAUUGCCAAAGACCCUAUCAUACUUUUGGAAGGUUAUUUUUAA
Molecule: messenger RNA, 567 nt
Organism: Acaulospora morrowiae
Lineage: Eukaryota; Fungi; Glomeromycota; Glomeromycetes; Diversisporales; Acaulosporaceae
Source: the annotation of a GenBank genome assembly